UCCCGAGCCACCAGCACAGCCCUCUGCACCUCCUACGGUCGGUCCCCCUGUCCCGAAGAGCCAGACCGGGAGCCGCGGAGCCGGAACUGAAAGAGGCUGAGAAAGCUACACCGUGACACAGCAGUCUCAGAGGGAUUCCUACUCCUUUACAACCCUGGAGAGACAAGGAAAAUUAACUAAAGCAUUUUUCAUAACAAUGAUUUUGUUUACAAAAUGCUUUCCCUUUUAUUUAUGAACUGUUUUGAAGAAACCACUUAAAAGAAAUGGGGAGUGAUUGUGAAUAAAUUAAAAUGUCUUUAAAGGACUGAUGCUCCAGAAAUAUAUCAGCAGGCUCAGACACGUCUGACAUAAAGAGAUUUCUAUUUCUGUUUGACUUGUGGAACUUAGUUUGAACCAAACACUGAGCUACAGAUUGCCUGGAGAAGACCUUUUUCCUCAUAAGUUUGCUAGCCUGAUUACAAUUUUCCUUUUAGUAGACUCAAGUAACUUAAAUUAGAUAUUUUGAUAUUAAUCUUUUGGAGUAUCUCUUUGACUACUUGGAUAUUUUAGGUGUUUGCCAGGUUUUUGCAUUUGUGGUGGGACAGACUGCAUCAGAUUGUGUCACACUGGAAAACAUUUAAGGAAACAGGUAAAAGGAAGCAAAAGAAGAAAUCUCUUCAGAAAUCCUGGAUGAGAUGGCAGAGGCUUCAGUGGGUCCCUUAUCUCUCCCUGUAACAAGGAAAAAGAAAAGUUUGUCUAUUGAAGAAAAGAUUGACAUCAUAAAUGCAGUAGAAAGUGGUAAGAAAAAAGCAGAGAUUGCAGCCAAAUAUGGAAUAAAGAAAAAUUCACUCUCUUCAAUUAUGAAGAAUAAAGACAAGGUUCUAGAAGCCUUUAAAUCUUUAAGAUUUGAUCCCAAAAGAAAAAGACUCAGAACUGCUUUUUACACAGAUCUUGAGGACGCAUUAAUGAGGUGGUAUCGAAUCGCCCAGUGUCUAAAUGUACCAGUUAAUGGUCCAAUGUUGCGUCUCAAAGCUAAUGAUUUUGCUCAGAAACUGGGACAUAGUGAUUUUAAGUGCAGUAAUGGUUGGCUAGACCGCUUUAAAUCAAGAUAUGGUUUAGUAUUUAGAUCUCAGCCAGUAGAAACUGCAGCAGCUUCAGGAGAUGCUGCGACUCUCUGGUCCCAAAAUGUGCUUCUAUAUUAUUUAAAUGAUUAUCACCCCAAGGAUAUAUUUAACAUAAAAGAGACUGGAUUGCUCUAUCGAAUGUUGCCUACUAAUACUUUUGCAUUUAAGGGGGAAGCAUGUUCAAUUGGAAAACUAAGUAAAGAAAGGAUAACUCUAGUGGUCGGGGCAAAUAUGGAUGGUUCUGAAAAGCUUCCUUUGCUUGUUAUUGGGAAAAAUAAAAACCCACAUUGUUUUAAAAAUGUAAAGUCAUUGCCUGUAGAUUAUGAAGCAAACAGAAUGGCAUGGAUGACUUCAGAAAUCUUUGAACUAUGGAUGCAAAAGCUUGAUGAAAAAUUUCAAGCCCAGAAACGCCGAGUUGUGGUUUUUCUUGAUUCUUUACCAGCACAUCCAGAAGUUAAGAUUCUAAAGUCCACUCAACUAGUUUUUUUCCCUUCAUCUUUAUCUUCUGAAUUUGCAGCUAUGAAACAAGGUGUUAUUAAAAACCUUAAGAUCAAAUACCGAUUCUGUCUUGUCAAGAAAUUUUUAGAUUCUGUUGAAAGCAGCAAAGAAUUUACUUUCUCUCUGCUAGAUGCGGUUGAUAUGUUGCAUCUGUGUUGGAGGACUGUAACCCCAGAGACUAUUGUCAAGAGCUAUGAAAAGGCAGGAUUCAAAUCACAACAUGGAAAAAAUGGAAAGACAAAUAUGGAGACUGAAAAUGGCCUAGAUGUAGUUACUCAUGCCCUAGCUGCAGGAGUAGAAUUUCCCGAAGGUUUAUCUCUGGAAGAAUAUGCAUCCCUGGAUGAAGACUUGGUGACAUGUGAAACAGUGUCAGAUAGUGAGGUGAUAUGGACCAAAGAGGGUAAAACAAAUGAAACUGACUGCUAUACUUUGGAUGAAGAGGAUGAAGAUGGAUCUCCAGAAACCGAACUACCUUUGCCAUCAAAAAAGGAGGCAGUGACUGCUUUAGAAACUCUUAAGAAAUUUCUGAGAAGUCAAGAAAUCAAUGGCACACUUCAUGAUUCUUUAGCAGAUCUUGAAAAUUUUAUUCAAGGUUUAUCAAUUAAAUAAUUAUCCAAUGUAAGUUAUCUAAAGAAUAACAGAUUUUUCCUAAUUUCAUAUUAAAAUUUAAGGAGCAUAAAUGGAAAGUGUAGUUAGCUAGGUAAAAACAAAAAUGAAAAUCAGAUCAUCUUGGUAACUUAUAAUUUAAAUGCAAAAGCCUUUCCUCUGAGUUACAAAGCCACAUAGAUAAAGUGAAUUUAAAAAUGCCAAUUAAGUGUGAUGAUUAAGUAAAUGAAAAACUUAAAUUUCUACCAAGCAAAAUAGGUUUGAGAUAUUUUCCCUAGUCUCUUUACUUAGGAAAUAUGGCUUACAUCCCCUCAGAUAUGGAUAACUUGGACUCACAGCUCCUUACAGAUUGAAUUGAUGUCAUUUUCUGCUUCUUUUCAGAAGUGUAGAUUAAGUUCCUGACUGUUUAAACUCAUCUCUGUUGAGGAAUCAAUAACUGAGGUGAACAAAAGCCCAUCUUCAAAACAUCUUAUUUCAGAGGCAUGAACAAAAAUGACUCAGAGUGUGUAUUGUAGAAGAGAUGAAUAUUAUAGAUGAGUAAGUUCUUAUAGUAAUAUGUGUGUUAUAAUAGAAUUUCUAUGAAGAAGGAAAGUUUGCCUUAGUUACAGACCUCUUCAGAUAGUUUAAUAAGACUCGGGUAGUUUCUUUUGCUUACCAUGAAGCCUAAUUUUUUUUCCUUUGGAACUUCUGAUAUAUAUAUAUAUAUAUAUUUUAAAUAAAUAGGAAAAGCAGCAAUUCAUUUUCUUGUGAAAAUAUAAUAUACAAAGUGAGUACAACUUUGUACUAUUAUAUACAUACACACACACACAUACACACAUACAUUACAUAACUUAAAGGGUCAUUUGUAAAUAAAGGGUCAGAUGAAGGAAUGAGACUCCACAAUGUCUUUUUUUUUAUCUAUAACUUGUAGUUGAGGUAGAUCUUUCCAAACUGCUUUUUAUCUAUAUUAAGUACAAAUACAGUAAGGUUGUGCAGUGUCUGCAUUAGAAAUUAUGCCAGAUUCUUAUGGAAUUUAUUAUGCUAAGUGAUACAGCUUUCAUCAGUGCUAAAAUUUGUAAAAUAUAUAUGACAUGAACAUUUUUAUUUAUAAAAGGGAAGCUCACACAUGCUAUUAAAUAUUUCUCUAAUUUUGCCAACACUUGCUUUUUUAGUCUAAACAAUUUAUUUUUUUUGUUUUGAUGAAAAAUGUAUUUUAAAAAAAUAUUUGAAUAUCUUGUUAGCCAUAUUUUUGUUGUGACUUUUAUAUGCAGAUAUUAAACACAUUUGUUUAAAUUUUCCUUUGGAACAGUGGUAUUCACACUGAUUACUUUUAUUGUAUUAAAGGAUAUUGUAUCUAUUCAUAAAAGAUGGUCUUAAAAGUACAUGAUAAAGUAAUAGAAUAAUAUAACUCACUGUGCUUCCAAAAUUCUGGUUGAAUUUUGUUGACUCUUACUGUGUAUUGCAAUAUUUUUCAUUGUUUACUUUAAAAAUUUAUCCUUGCCUAGCUGGUCAGUAUACAUGAUGGUAGUUUGCAGUACUCUGUCCAAAAAAGUGGAAGUUUAUGUUUAGAAUCUUUUAUUCUGCCCGUUAAAGUCUGACUGAAGGAAAUAAACUGAC
This is a messenger RNA of Phascolarctos cinereus (koala), 3803 nucleotides long. RefSeq names its product tigger transposable element derived 4 (gene TIGD4). Lineage: Eukaryota; Metazoa; Chordata; Mammalia; Diprotodontia; Phascolarctidae. Gene Ontology annotation, molecular function: DNA binding. Gene Ontology annotation, cellular component: nucleus. The record is from RefSeq and is a predicted model, not a curated record.